Molecule: messenger RNA, 627 nt
Organism: Lachnellula hyalina
Lineage: Eukaryota; Fungi; Ascomycota; Leotiomycetes; Helotiales; Lachnaceae
Gene: Rab6
Product: Ras-related protein
Exons: 6
Coding region: 1-627 (208 amino acids)
Molecular function (GO): GTP binding; GTPase activity
Source: RefSeq, a predicted model, not a curated record
AUGGCGCAAACAGCGGGCUCAUACAACAACCCCCUGAAGAAAUUCAAACUAGUAUUUCUGGGCGAACAGAGCGUGGGCAAGACAUCUCUCAUCACACGAUUCAUGUACGAUUCGUUCGACAACAUGUACCAAGCAACAAUAGGAAUUGACUUUCUUUCAAAAACAAUGUACCUCGAGGAUCGGACAGUGCGCCUACAGUUAUGGGAUACGGCAGGACAAGAGAGAUUCCGGAGUUUGAUCCCAUCAUACAUUCGAGAUUCAAGCGUAGCCGUGGUGGUGUAUGACAUAUCAAACGCCAAAUCGUUCCAGAAUACACGCAAAUGGGUGGAUGAUGUACGCGGAGAGCGAGGAAACGACGUGAUAAUUGUCCUGGUUGGAAACAAGACCGAUUUGAAUGACAAACGAGAGGUCACGACACAGCAAGGUGAAGAGGAAGCAAAGAAGAACAGCUUGAUGUUUAUCGAGACGAGUGCAAAGGUUGGCCACAACGUCAAGAAUUUGUUCAAGAGAAUAGCCCAGGCUUUGCCAGGAAUGGACGGGGCGGAAGGAAGUGUAGCAGCGGGGAACCAAAUGAUUGAUGUCAAUAUCAACCCAACGCCCCAGAACCAAGAAGGAUGUGCUUGUUGA